Messenger RNA from Culex pipiens pallens (northern house mosquito), 1322 nucleotides. Its product is annotated as RAB6A-GEF complex partner protein 2. The record is from RefSeq and is a predicted model, not a curated record. The coding region runs from base 62 to 1252 and encodes 396 amino acids. Lineage: Eukaryota; Metazoa; Arthropoda; Insecta; Diptera; Culicidae. Gene Ontology annotation, biological process: retrograde transport, endosome to Golgi. Gene Ontology annotation, cellular component: Golgi membrane; Ric1-Rgp1 guanyl-nucleotide exchange factor complex. The transcript is spliced from 3 exons.
AAAACAAAAAGUGAUAAAAUUAGUUUUUUGUUGGAAGUCUGCACCUGCAGCUAAAUUAAAAAUGAUCGAAAUAACAGCAAAAUUAAUCCGUGACCAAAGUGCCGUUUUUCUGUGCGGCGAAGUGGUCGAGUGCUUGAUAACGUUCACGAAUCCCACCCUUCCGGAGCACCGAAUAUCGCAGAGCAACUGUGACAUCCUGGAAAAUCUAGCCUGGGCCACGGUGCAGAUCCACUGCUACUGCAACUCCACCAUUCAGGAACGCGGAGGAUCGUCGGUUCCAGUGGACGCGCCCAACUCAAUCGUCAAGAACGUCAGCGGAUCGACGUCGCUGGAUGCCAGCAAUCAGCUGAAGGGCGAGGUUCUCAAGUCGACCGAGCCGAAAAUCCUGUUCUGCGAUCUGCGCCUUUCGCCGGGCGAGAUGCGGCAAUUCAUGUUCCGUGAGACCUUGUCGGUGAACACUCCGCCAACGUAUCGUGGCGUGAUGGUCAAGUAUUACUACAAAAUUACGGUGGCCACACAGAGGGUUGGGUCGACCGUGCAGGCAUUACACAUUCCGAUUCGGGUGCUUCCGUUGCCUCCGGUCAAUUGCAGCGAUGAAGCGGUCACGCUGAACGACGAAUCCAACGAAGAUCUGGCCCCGAACAAUCCCUUCCUGGAGAAGAAGAAAGCCCCGUCGAAGAUUGAGUACGCGCUGCAUUAUCUGCAGAACAUUACCGCGCGUAGAAGACCAAACUUUUAUCUCAUUUCGAACAAACGUGGCAAAGUGGGUCGAUUCUGUCUGUUCAAACCGAUCUACAAACUGGGCGAAGACAUUGUCGGCACGCUGGACUUUAGCUGCGGCACGGUUCGGUGCGUACAACUGUCGGUCACGCUACAGUGCGAGGAAAUUGUCCGCAAGAGGGCAACGGAAUCGACUUCGGACGCGCCAAUUGGUCGAAUAACGAACUUCACCAAGCACCACGAGGUGUGUCUUGGGCUGCUCCAGACGCAGAUGAUUCUGCCGAUUCCGCUGUACGUCAGUCCCACCUUCCAGACGGACCUGGUGGACGUGAGGUGGCGGCUGCACUUCCAGUUCGUAACCAGCACCAACGACGAGCUGAACAUGGAAAUCGACCGGGACACGCUCGAGUGGCACGCCCCGACCGACAUCAGCAUCGAAACGAUGAUCUGGAACUUGCCCGUGACGCUGUACCCGACGGCACCGGUUCAGAUCCCACAAGCCAGCGGACUGUACACACUGAACAUCAAGUAGAGGGAGAAAGGGACAAUUUGUUUAAUACGUACUAAAUUAUGCAUGUUCAAUAAACUAAUGUUACAAACAA